This is a messenger RNA of Schistocerca americana (American grasshopper), 1328 nucleotides long. RefSeq lists its product as uncharacterized. The record is from RefSeq and is a predicted model, not a curated record. The transcript is spliced from 3 exons. Bases 123 to 425 code for a protein of 100 amino acids. Lineage: Eukaryota; Metazoa; Arthropoda; Insecta; Orthoptera; Acrididae.
CACGGCAUACAGCUAGCAUAGCCAGCGGUCUUGUGCUCGAAGAGACAGUUGCUCGUCGAAUCUUUGCCUGUAACGAGAGACAGCCGACUUCGCCGUUCGCUCACGUCAGUAAGUGGAUCAGCAUGGAGAGCUCCGGUCUGCAGCGCAGCUUCUUGGUCGCGGCGCUUCUCGUCACCUGCCUUGCUGUCGCUCUCGACGCCGCGGCCGUCAGAACGAGGAGGGACGUUGACGAAUCGACGAAUGAGAACCACGUCAAGAUGUGUCAUGCCAGUACGCCGUGCGGGUGGGCUGUCUACGUUCCCUACACCAGGCGUGUCGACUACUUCAUGAAGAACACGUGCGAGUGCCCGAAAGGCAAGACGUGCACCAGGACGGAUGAUGACCUCUCCGUGUCUGCUUACGUGUACAGGUGCAGAGACGCGUAGAUCGCAGUAUCAGCGGUCCCUGCAACACCACUGCGCGGGCAGCCACACGAUUCUGCUACUACCGAUGCAUAACUUGUUCCUAUUGUCUACAUCUCAGCAGCAGUUCGUCGUCCACAUCAAAUCUUCAUUUUCCUUCAAACCAUUUUUUCAGCUUACAUUCAUCAACUCUUUAUGUACGGAGAUCAGUUCCUAUGUUCAUGGAACGCUCAAGUGGUCCAUUAGAUGGGAGAAUUAAAAGUUAGUUUGAAGAAGAUAUUUGAUCUUAAAUUGAUAUGUGUACGUUGGUUGGUCCAGAACGAAAGUAGUGCCUCAUAUUUUUUACUUCAUCCAUGACACCAGUUCCAAAUAUUUUUGCAAAAUAACUUACUACAAUAGCUUAUUGUAGAGACAUUUUUUCAUACAGAAAACCCUCUUUAUACGAAAUUUUUGUCCCCUUUCUUCAACCAUUCAGUAUUCACGUUUCCCCAAGUAGGAACCUGUAUUUCAGUCAGUGUGAACUUGUGUCCACUGAUAACUUGUGAGAUCUGGUCAUGCCGCUGGCAGUCACAACAUCGAAUUCAUAACACCUCUGUUGAUAUGUUUUAUUUACUCGCGUGAAAGGCCAGUACUGUAGGGUCAUAGCUUAGUAUUGGCUGGAUAUGCGUAUUUAGUUACUUGGGAAGGAAACAGUAGUCUCUUAUUUAAAACAGGAACUUAAGAUGAGGUACUAUGUUUUGUUCAGACGGCUCUUCAGUAUUCUUCUAAUCAGUGCAGCAGAGCACAUAGCCACAGAAGACGAAUGCACUGCCCAACAUUAAUGUGGUAAUAUGUUCUACCACACAAAAUUUGUUAAAGAAACCUCUUUAUUCAAUUUAAUGAAUACUAGAAAACUCAGCAGCUGAUAAAUUAAGAUUUCACUGUCGU